AUGAGCAAUUCAAGGAGCCCGUCAGUGGAGAGGGAAGGAACGCUCUCCGAUACGAAAAAGACAGGCUCUCGGCGUGACAAGGAGUCAGCUAAGAGAAGAAAGACGGAGUAUCCUACGAUCGGGAGUCAAGAACUGGACGACGGGAAAUCCAUUCCUGACUGGAGGGAGACGAUGGUAGAACUAGUCAAGGAACUAAAGGAAGGCAAUCGUACUAUGCAACGUUUCGCGGAACGCCAGACUAGCGACGGAAUUCUGGCCGCAUCGGAAGGCUGGAACAACGCUACGCUAGGCAGAAUCAGGCAGAAGGAUAUCAUCGCGGCUGAGGACGGGACAAACAUGAGAUCUUUCCUGAAUCUAGUAGAGCGGGAAUUCAAGAACUCAGGGGUCCCCAUAGAAGAGUGGGGCGAGCUCCUGGGAAAAUACGUGACUGGCAAGGCCUUAGUUUUCGUAAAAUUCCUACAGCAGUCUGGAGUGGACAUGUCAGACUGGAAGGAGGUUCGGAAAAGAUUAUGUGAUAGGUUUUGCUCGCUAACGAGGAAAGAGAUGGUAAAAAUGUUGAAAAAGAACACGUGGACGGGAAACUACUUUGAGUACAUCACCCGAUUUACCGAUAUAGUAGCACUGGGGACACACAUACCGCUCGAAGAAUUAGUGCUAUGGUUCUUUACACUAAUACCUCCCGAGAUAGGAGAAAGGAUUUCUGCUGAGGGAACUAGGAAGUUCCGCGACUGGCACGAAGCAGCAGUGGCCUUGAGAGCGUGGGCCGAACCGCUAGAGGCGUGGCGUGCUGCAAGGAUAAAAAGCCAGCAGGAAUUUAUGGCGAGCGACGACGAAGAAGCGGGGAUGGAAGGGAGCGUACUUACGAACGGGAAAACAGCCCCACCAGUGAGAAAAGGGGGGCCGGCAGAAGAGGGCAACGUUAGACGGUGCUACGAGUGCACAGGGAAGGGACACGUUGGUAGGGAAUGCCCCCUCCGCAACGGCGUACCGAGACGCUCAGGCGAGAUAUGCUCUAAAUGA
Molecule: messenger RNA, 1020 nt
Organism: Eimeria mitis
Lineage: Eukaryota; Apicomplexa; Conoidasida; Eucoccidiorida; Eimeriidae
Exons: 1
Coding region: 1-1020 (339 amino acids)
Molecular function (GO): nucleic acid binding; zinc ion binding
Source: RefSeq, a predicted model, not a curated record